Molecule: messenger RNA, 3039 nt
Organism: Drosophila obscura
Lineage: Eukaryota; Metazoa; Arthropoda; Insecta; Diptera; Drosophilidae
Exons: 3
Coding region: 1-3039 (1012 amino acids)
Molecular function (GO): nucleic acid binding
Source: RefSeq, a predicted model, not a curated record
AUGAAUCCCAAGGUUUUGGGUUCCUCCUUCGAGACGGCAAAACGCCGCUUUCUAUCCCUGGAACGCAGAAUCGCGAGUGAUCAGUACCUGCAUGACAUGUAUAUGGAGUUUAUGAAAGAGUAUCUCAACCUUGGUCACAUGUCAUUGCUUCCAGGCACUCCUCCAGGACACCAUUACUAUAUUCCGCAUCAAUGUGUCCUGAGACCUGAUAGUAGCACCACCAAGCUCCGCGUAGUGUUUGAUGCAUCGUGUAAAACUUCAACUUCAAUCUCUUUAAACGAGACUUUAAUGGUGGGAGCCACUAUUCAGAGGGAGCUUUUUGCAACUCUUGCACGGUUUCGAUUAAACCGUUUUGCUCUUACAGCGGAUAUCUCCAAGAUGUAUAGGCAAGUGCAGGUUGCUGAAGAAGAUCGAAAUUUCCAAUUGAUUCUUUGGAGGGAGAAAGCAAAUAUUGACGUGCAAACUUAUCGCCUGAAUACGGUCACGUAUGGGACAGCUUCAGCUCCAUUUCUGGCCAUCCGCUGUCUCGUUGAGCUAGCAAAAGUCUAUGCUAAGUCCCAUCCUGUGGCCUCGCAAGUCAUAGCAAAUGACUUUUACGUUGAUGAUAUGCUGACAGGAGCAAAUAGUCUGGAAGAACUGGGAAGAAUUCGGCAGGAAGUGAGUGAGGUCCUGGAAGCGGUGGGUUUCAUGUUGGCCAACUGGGCGUCAAAUCAUCCCCAUCUGCUGUCCGAUAGUGGCCAGGAAAAGUCUCUUCAGUUUGACCCUUCCGCUUCCAUUAAAACACUCGGAAUUCGUUGGAAUCCGCAAACUGAUUUGUUUCACUAUCAGCUGGACGACUCCUUUGAUUCAUUACCCCCUACGAAGCGCAACAUAUUGGCAAAGAUCUUGCUGCAGCAUCUGUGGAGACAAAAGUUGGAUUGGGACGAGUCAGUUCCCAUGAGUCUGCAUACGAGUUGGAACAGGUUCAAGCAGAAUUUAUUCGACUUGGACAAAAUCUCUAUACCUCGCUUUAUCGGUCUUGCCAAUAAUUCCACUAUCCAAAUACACGGAUUCGCUGACGCAUCAGCAAAGUCCCGAGUAUCGCCUCUUAAAACGAAAUCAAUUCCACGACUCGAAUUGUGUGCAGCGCUUCUUCUAUCCACGCUAUGGUCUCAAGUUCGACUGCUGCUAGAUACGUUUGUAAUUGAAAGCGUGAACUUUUGGUCGGACUCCCAGGUCACCUUGUAUUGGCUGGAAAGGGACCCAGCCACACUAACAACGUUUGUGGCCAAUAGGGUUGCUGAAAUCCAGGAGUUGUCCAGUGGUGUGAUUUGGCGUCACGUUCCCACCGAUCAAAACCCAGCAGACUUAGUGUCCCGUGGAACAGAUGUAGAUGGUGUAAUGUGCUCAUUGUGGACUAAUGGGCCGCAUUUUCUUCUUAGUGGUCCUGAGAAUUGGCCGCUUCAUCAUCAGGUUGAGUUGUCUCCAGAAAUGGAAAAGUCAGAAGACAAGAAAAGUGUGGCAGCACAUUCUGUGGCAAAGGGUCAGACUAAUGAGGUCAUCGAGCUGAUUGGAAGAUGCUCGUCGUUUCAGAAGUUGCUUCGGAUAAUGGCGUAUGUGAAUCGGUUCAUUCAAGGUGGCAAUCGCAGUCGAGAUGUGGUUGUGUCAGCUAAGGAGCUGAAGGUCUCAUUUCUUAGGCUGGUACAGGUAGUCCAAAGAUGUGAGCUUGGAUCGGAAUUCCUCAAACUGGAUAGGUCGGAAAUUUUGUCUCCACAUCUUCAACGACUCAGCCCGUUCAUACACACGAGCGAACUCGGCGGAGUCACCUUCCGACUGAUUCGUGUUGGGGGAAGAUUGCUGCACGCAGAAAUUCCAUACGAUGCGAAGUUUCCUCUACUGCUGUCGCAAAAGUCGCAGUUCGCGAUACUGUUUCUACGCCAUUUGCAUCGUGCUCAUUAUCAUGCAGGUGCAAAAGUAAUGGUUUCCCUUCUAAGGCAGCAGAUUUGGCUAUUGAACGCCCGAGAAGCAUGCACAAGAAUCGUGAGGAAUUGUGUGCACUGUUUCCGAUACAAGCCCAUCCUUAUGGGACAGAUCAUGGGAAACCUGCCAGCUGACCGAGUGCGAAGAGCUCGCCCCUUUCUGAUUUGUGGGGUAGAUUUCUGCGGUCCGUUUCAGGUGUCCCUCAAAAUUCGAGGCAGGCCCCCCAUUAAGACCUAUGUAGCCGUGUUCGUGUGCUUCGCUUCAAAGGCUGUUCACCUCGAAUUAGUAGUCGACCUAUCAACUGACAGUUUUUUGUGUGUGUUUCAAAAGGUUCGUCGGGAGGAGAGGCCUUCCGGAGAAGGUCUACAGCGACAACGCCACCAACUUCGUGGGCGCGAGCCGAGUAAUGGAAGAGCUUCACGCAGCAUUUCAGAGGGAUCAGGAUCGGCUCAGGACGUACGCAGCACAGCACGGCGUCGAGUGGUGUUUCAUACCACCGAGAGCACCGCACUUCGGAGGGCUUUGGGAAGCGGCAGUCAAGGCAGCCAAACAGCGGCUGAUACGCGGAGUUGGCAACGCCAAGCUCACCGCGGACGAGCUCAGCACCCACCUGGUCGAGGUAGAGGCCAUCCUCAACUCCCGGCCAAUCGCUUCGCCAGCAACGACCCCAGCGAUGGAGAAGCCCUAACGCCAGGGCACCUGCUCAUCGGGCAGCCGCUUCUUUCGCUGCCGUCCGAAUCCGAGCAAGACGCCAAUUGCAUCAAGGGCGGCUUCGAGUAUUUGAAGCGGUGGCGCAUGCUGUCCGCGCUCAAACAGCAGUUUUGGCAGGGCUGGUCCAAGGACUACCUGGCCAGCCUGCAGCAGCGGCAGCAAUGGUCUACAGAAGGACCGAACCUCGAGGCAGGAUGCCUAGUGCUCGUUCACGAGGACAACACACCGCCUCAGAAGUGGACCACAGGGCGAGUGGUGGCAACGACGGCAGGAGAAGAUGGGAGAGUGCGCGUGGCAGAGGUGCGAACUUCCGCAGGCGUUAUUAAACGAGCAGUCCAAAAACUGGCAAAAUUGCCAAUGGAUGGUUGA